Molecule: messenger RNA, 564 nt
Organism: Aspergillus clavatus NRRL 1
Lineage: Eukaryota; Fungi; Ascomycota; Eurotiomycetes; Eurotiales; Aspergillaceae
Exons: 2
Coding region: 1-564 (187 amino acids)
Source: RefSeq, a predicted model, not a curated record
AUGGCAACCGCCGAGAAACCCAAAGAACAGCAGAAACAGCCUCAAAUAGAGGAGGAAAACGAUUAUUCCGACGACUAUUCGUCCGAUGACUACUCCGAUGAAGAAUACGAGACAGAUGACUACGAGGUCUCGGGAGACGAGCACGAUUCCAAGCCGCAGAACCCCCAACAACGUCGUCGCCAACAACAACAACAACCGCAACAAAGCAAAAAGCAAGACGAUGUAGAAGAAGCAGACGACGACGAUGACUAUUCCGACGACUACGACGACGACGACGACGAUUACUCGUCAGAAGAAUACGAUGACGACGAAGAUGACGAGGACGACGACUACGACGAACAAGUCGUCUCCGGCCAGGCCAUGCAGCCCUACCAACCCGCCGGCGGCCAGCAGGCUAUGAACAACAGUGGUUCGAUGAACGUGAUGCCCCAGGCCAAGCAAGGGUCCAGCUUGGACGACGCAGACGGCAUGAAGCUCAAGCUGGAACUCAACCUCGAGAUCGAGGUCGAGCUCAAGGCUCACAUCCACGGUGAUCUGACUCUCGCUCUGAUUGAGAUCGGUUGA